GCCUGACUGACACUCGUCUAGCCUCAAUCAUCAGCACAUCGCAUCUCUUCCCUGAGCAAUGAAGGCGUGCGCAGCAACCGUCGUCCUCCUCUUGGCCUAUGUCAGCCAUGUUUCUUUAGCUUGCCCGCCCGUGUGCAAAUGCUACCCGAGAAGAGCCGAGGUGGUCUGCAAUCAGGUUCCCCUGACGUCCUUCCCCUCCGAGGGCCUGCCCAGGAACACCAGCACCCUCACCAUCCAGUUCACCAACAUCACGUCCAUCACCGAGCAGGAUCUGGAAGCUACGCCCCACCUGAAGGAGCUCCAUUUGUUCAACAACCGCCUGAAGAACCUUUCCUCGCAUCUUCUCAGGGGCGUUCCUCACCUCACAGCUUUGGACCUGACUGGCAACAAAUUGACCCACUUGCCCGCGGACGUCUUCAGCCACGCUCCUCUUCGCAGCUUGGUGCUCAAGAACAACCUGAUGGAAAUAGCGGACGCCGGGUGGAUUCCGGACAACAGCAACCUGACUUGGCUGGACAUUUCUGGGAAUCGCUUGACCAAAAUCCCAGCUGACUUCCUCCAGAAGAUGCCACAACUGGAGAGCCUCGACCUCUCCAACAACCUCCUGGAGAACAUCUCUGCAAAUGCUCUGAAUCAACUCACCAAGCUCGACCGCCUAAAUCUGCGCAACAACAAACUGGACGACCUGGAUGCUUCCAUUCUUGCUAGCACCCGUAACCUCACCUACUUGUUCCUGUCCAGGAACCGCCUCACACACCUCCCCGAGAAUAUUUUCCAGGAGCUCACUCAGCUCAAACACCUCACCCUGGAUGACAACAAGCUGAGCAACAUUCCCACGGGACUGCUGGACAACCUUGAGUCUCUGGAUGCCGAAGGACUGGACCUGACCGCCAAUCCUUGGUUGUGCAACGGUCAGCUGGAGUACCUUUUCAGGUGGCUCCAGAAGAACCAGACGAGGCUCUUCCUCCCUGAGACCAUCACAUGUUCUGGUCCGCAGUCUCUGAAGAGCCGCUCAGUUAUGUCAUUGUCAGAAAGUGAACUAAACCUUCAGAGCUUAAAAAUGAGCUUAAGGCUUCUUCUGACGGUUUUUGUUCUGACCACCUGUGGCAUCCAUGCUUGCCCGCACUUGUGCUCCUGCUCCUUUUCACCUUGGGGCGCCGAGGUGGAGUGCAGUGACACCUCCAUGACGUCCUUCCCCGUGGACGCUUUCCCUCCCAACACCACUCGCUUAUCCGUCCAGUCCACCCAGCUCAGCGCCGUAGAACCCGGUCAUCUAGGCGCAGUGACCCUUCUGAGGAGUCUCCAGCUGUAUCACAACAAACUGGACAAGCUUCCUUGGGAUCUCCUGAGGAACACUUCCCAGCUGACCACUUUGGAUCUCACAGGUAACCAACUCGUACGAUUACCUCUAAAGAUCUUCAACCAGAAGUCGCUGCGUAACCUGCUCCUUAAGAACAACCUCAUUGAAGAAGUUGAUGCUGAGUGGUUCUCGGAAACCAGCAGCCUCAUUCAGCUCGAUUUAUCCGGGAAUCAAUUAUCCCGCAUCCCGUCUGUUUUUCUCCACAAACUGGAAUAUCUAGAACAUUUAGACCUGAGCCACAACAACCUUGAGGAACUCCAAGCCGGAGCCUUGAAGAACCUCCACCAACUGGACACCCUUAACCUCGCCAGGAACAAACUGAGCACCCUGAACCAUUCACUUUUCAAACACAACCAGAGGCUCUCACGACUCUUCCUGCAGGAGAAUCAUCUCAGGGAACUUCACCCGGCGCUCCUCUCGGGUCUGCCCCGCCUUCAGAUGCUUCUUCUCAACCAGAACCAGCUCCAACGUCUCCCCCAAAGCCUGCUGGAUGGCACAAACUCUACUUUCCAGAUGAUUCUGACAGGGAACCCGUGGCUGUGUGAUGAGAAGAUAGACUAUCUGCGGCGAUGGCUUAUUGACCACCCUGGCGAUGUCUUCUUUUUGGACGAGGUCACUUGCACCGGCCCGGAAACUCUCAAAAAUAGGCCGGUGGUAUCUUUAACAGGACAUGACCUUGGUCUUGUCGGAGAUGAGGAAUUGCCUCAUUCUGUGGAAAAACACAAUUGAAAAUGAUCAUAAACAUCAUUGCACAAUGCAAAUACACCCUCUAGUGGCGGUGCAAUUUAGUGUGUAGAUCAACACCAAAAUUCUGGGUUAUUUUGAUAAACCAAUUUAUGAGUUGCUUGUGUUGGGUUACAUUUUUUAGUUAUUUUUAUGAAUAGCAAUCCAUUUUUUGGGUUAUAAAGAUAUUAUUUCAACUAAUUUCCUGGGUUUUCAAAAUGAUGAACCAUUUCUGGGUUGUUUUUCAACUAGCAACGCAUUUUUGGGUAAAAUUCUUUGUUGUUUUUAUUAAAAAAGAUACUUUUUUCUUGAAGGGAAUUUUAUUAUGGAUUAAUCUUAUUAACAUUAUUCACCCAACAUUGAGUUAACAUAACUCAACUUUUGGGUUAAAUAAUUUAACCCAAUAGUUAAGUGGUUAAUAACCCAACAUUUAGUUAGCAUAACUCAACUUUUUGGUUAAAUAAUUCAACCCAAUAGUUAGGUGGUGAAUAACCCAACAUUUAGUUAGCAUAACUCAACUUUUGGGUUAAAUAAUUCAACCCAAUAGUUAGGUGGUGAAUAACCCAACAUUUAGUAAGCAUAACUCAACUUUUGGGUUAAAUAAUUCAACCCAAUAGUUAGGUGGUGAAUAACCCAACAUUUAGUAAGCAUAACUCAACUUUUGGGUUAAAUACCGUAUUUUCCGCACUAUAAGCCGCCCCGGGUUAUUAGCCGCACCUUCAAUGAAUGGCAUAUUUCAAAACUUUGUCCACCUAUAAGCCGCCCCGGACUAUAAGCCGCGCCUACGCUGCGCUAAAGGGAAUGUCAAAAAAACAGUCAGAUAGGUCAGUCAAACUUUAAUAAUAUAUUAAAAACCAGCGUUCUAACAACUCUGUCCCAAAAUGUACGCAAAUGUGCAAUCACAAACAUAGUAAAAUUCAAAAUAGUGCAGAGCAAUAGCAACAUAAUGUUGCUCGAACGUUAAUGUCACAACAC
Molecule: messenger RNA, 3058 nt
Organism: Nerophis lumbriciformis (worm pipefish)
Lineage: Eukaryota; Metazoa; Chordata; Actinopteri; Syngnathiformes; Syngnathidae
Source: RefSeq, a predicted model, not a curated record